Punica granatum (pomegranate) is the source of this 754-nucleotide messenger RNA. NCBI's taxonomy places the organism in Eukaryota, Viridiplantae, Streptophyta, Magnoliopsida, Myrtales, Lythraceae. The record is from RefSeq and is a predicted model, not a curated record.
AAUGAUUUUGGGGUUGGGCCGCCGGCCCAUGAUCCUGAAGCUGAAUCACCCCUUUUCCUUUCUUCCUCCAUCCCUCCCUGCAACCCUAAAACCCUAAGCCCUAGAAACCUUCCAUAGCCAUCGAGCUUCCCAUUUCGGAUCACUUUAAUAACGGCCGUCAAUCUCCCUCUUGGAAGCGGUAGAAGCGAAAUCCCUAAUUGUGCUGCUGCUAGGCAAUGGCAAAGCGAUUGAUUCCGUCCCUCAACCGCGUCCUGGUGGAGAAGAUCGUCCCUCCUUCCAAGACUUCAGCGGGCAUUCUGCUCCCGGAGAAAUCCUCCAAGCAGCUGAACUCCGGGAGGGUGGUGGCGGUGGGGCCGGGGACGAGGGACCGUGAAGGGAACCUGAUGGCGGUCUGCGUCAAGGAAGGCGACACCGUCCUGUUGCCCGAGUACGGCGGGACGCAAGUUAAGCUAGUUGAUAAAGAGUACCAUCUUUACCGGGACGAAGACAUUCUCGGAACUCUCCAUGACUGAUGAGGAGAAGCACCUGUUGGUCGUUUUGAUUUCAGCUAACUGAGCCUGAUGGAGGAAGAUGAUUGUUCUGUAGUGUCAGUCAGUCAGCCGAACAAAGGUUGGAUUUCGAAGCAUUUCGUGCCUUGCUUGUAUUGAGCUGAAUUGGAAUCGGAAUUGAAAUCGAAUUCCCGAAAUCAAAAACUCUUGUUCUAUUCUGGUUAUUGUGUCAUGUCAUGACCAAUGAUGAAUCGUUGUAGCGUCAA